Pecten maximus is the source of this 2511-nucleotide messenger RNA. RefSeq names its product membrane progestin receptor alpha-like. Lineage: Eukaryota; Metazoa; Mollusca; Bivalvia; Pectinida; Pectinidae. Gene Ontology annotation, cellular component: membrane. The transcript is spliced from 2 exons. The record is from RefSeq and is a predicted model, not a curated record. Gene Ontology annotation, molecular function: signaling receptor activity. Bases 465 to 1514 code for a protein of 349 amino acids.
CCGGCUUUGCACAUCCGAUAUCAAUAUGAAUGAACUAUCUAUAUACACAUGUAUACAUACAAGUACAAGCACACACAUAUAUUGUAUAUAUAUACACGCAGAAUGCACUUGGUUGACAUGUCGUUCAAAAAAAGCCUGACGUAUGAUCUUUGGAUAACAAUUUAAUACCGUCAAAAACGGAACGAUCUGCUGUGCUUAAUUCAGUAAGCAUAUACACUGAUGACGCUGGCGAGUCGAUUUUCAUAUCGGGAGCAGAUGCAUGAUCGCCGAAGUAUCGCAAGGUGAACACCAGUAAACGUGUACCUAUAGCUGUGUACUCGACAGAUCUUCACUACAUGAGGGCAUACCUGGAAAAAAAUGCAAUCUUCCGACUUGAAUUAUUCCUCUUUCUGUUCAACACGACAGGUCUGAGGUCUUUCCGGCCUGACUCUACGGUACACAGCUCGGUAUAAUACAGGUUCCCUAUGGCGAUUUUCAACUUCCCGCCCACCGUGACCUCGAGUGACCACGGUCUGACCGCUGUGUGUAACAAACACAUACAUACGGGUUACCGCCGAUCGUAUCAACCAUGGUCAUAUUAUGUUUUAAGUGUCUUUCAGGCCAACAAUCAAACUCUGAACAUUUGGACUCAUCUCAUUGGCUUUCUAUUUAUAGCCGAAAAGGCACGUGUGAUGUCUCUAACAUUUGAUUUUAUUUAUGAUCCCGAAUCUCGAUCUUUAGGUGCAGGAUUAAUUAGCAUAUUCAUACUUCUGAUUGGCAGUUCUUGCGCGCAUUUGUUUUGCGACCGAUCCUAUUGUGUGCACUACGCCUGCUUCUUCGUGGAUUAUAGCUGUGUUGGAAUAUAUGCAAUGGGUACCACCCAUAUUAGUCACAGCUUUCUGGUUAGGGAUAAACAGUUGGCGACAUUUCUCACAAAAUGGUCAAGUCCAGUUUCAGUUUAUUUAUCUAUACAACUAACCGUAGCGUUUUGUUGGACCAAGUUCCACCUUGGAAUGGAACAUAAAGCAACGAAAAUCGUUCAACUAGCGACUGUAAGUUUGUUCUACUUAUGGCUUCUUGUGCCUCUACUUCAUCGCUGUAUUUGGACAUCGUAUCUGGAUAAUGACGAAACGUUACAUUUCCAUAAAUGGCAUGUUCUGUUUGCCUUUCUCAACGCAUUAGUAUAUAUCGCCCACUUCCCUGAACGCUGCUUCCCAAGAACGUUUGACAUUGUCGGUAAUUCACAUCAGUUACACCAUAUGCUUCUUGUUGCAACUGCCAACAGUUUUAUCAACGCGACGCUUGAAGAAAUAAAGAACACGAAUCCGGCCAACAAAAAGUUGACAAAUUACACAGUUGAGUAUCUUGGGACAAUAUGGAUGUCAUACGGACUUUUGUUCCUCACUUUUAUAACCAAUGGUAUGAUCAUCGUCGGUGCCAGCUUCAAGGUCAAGUUCGAAGAAAGCAAAUCUAGUCGGGCACUUACUCCACCCCCAGCCAACGAGAUCAAACACCGAGAUAUAAAACACGUUUGAUAAUAUUGUGUGUUAAUCUUGGAAAAUCUGCGCUAAAGUCAAAACUCUAUGUGAAAGCCAUGCACGUGUAACGAAUAUCGAUUUGUCUGCAUUAAUAAUUUGCCAAACACUGAAAUUGCACACUCGGUGAUUCGCUGAUAAUGAAGCCAAUUUCGGUGUGCGAUGGUUUCUGUCAUCGUCGGUAUCCCACUGUUCUGACGCUCACAGAAAGACACCUUGGGACGAUUGGUACACUUUUCGCCGUUUCCGAAAAAUAUUUCUUCGGGAAAUUAGACCAAUCAGAAGACCGCUUUUUGGGGGAUUUUGUGUUCGACACAGUAACAGUGGCCACAAUGGAUUAACUUUUGGUAGUGAAAGAACAGUUUCAAAUACAUAAUUGCAAAGACUUUCAAAAACCAAACAUCAACGUUAUUAUUGAUAAUAAAUAUGUAUGUUUGUCCGUUAAAGUCAUUGACCAUUAUAUUACAUAUAUUGGUGGCGACUCCCAUGACGGGGAUCCCAAAAAUGUUUCACACAAAAGAGUUCCGAAGUAUGGUGGUAUUUGAUUGGUUGCUAUUUUUAGAACCAAAAAGAGAUUUUCUGUACCAAUCGUCCCACGGUCUCUGUCCGUGAACGUCAGUGGGUUACUGAUGACGUGUUUCCAUCAGAAAGAUGGCGUCUUCAGGAAAAGGGCGGCAAAGCAGCGAAGUGAUGUACUAUAGACCACAGGGGCUCGGUUUCGGGUUUUUGAGUAACAUAUGACAUCAGUAAACAACCACAACACUAUAAAUUAAGUAUUCGUAUACAUUCUAAAACCUUAUAAAAAAUCGGGGUUAUCGAUGUAUAAAAAACGAUAACCCCGAUUGUUUAUAAGGUUUUAGAAUGUAUACGAAUACUUAAUUUAUAGUAUUGUGGUUGUUUACGGAUGUCAUAUGUUACUCAAAAACCCGAAACCGAGCCCCUGUGCUAUAGACAUGCAUUUUUAAUGUAAACACUAACAAAAUAAACAGUUAUGUUU